AUGCCUCGCCUGGUGGUGUCUUCCAUGGCGGCCGCGGCCAUGCUGGCGGCCGGGGCAGCCUUCGUUGCGGCGCCCGCAAGAGCACCGGUGGUGCCGAACAAGCCGACCCCAUCGGGAAUGCCGGGAUCUGCAUCAGAACCUGCCGGAUGGGGCUUGGCAGCGGCAGGCCUGGCGCUUGGUGCACAUGUGGGCUUGGCAGCAGCCUGGCGUGCAAGAUCUUCCACAGCAGCUCGAGCAGAGAAAGAGGGCGGCAAGUACGUCGAGACGGUCGCCGACCAGAGGCUGUUCGAGCAGGUCUACCUGCAGUACACGUCGGAGUACCUAAAGGGCCCGCUCUACUGGCACCCUGACAAGGCGCAGGGCUGGCUGCCGGACUACCCUGGCACGCCCAUGAUCAAGGAGGGCAAGUACACCUCCCACGUCAUCGGAAACCUGAAGGCCUUCAGCUCCAACGAGCUCGCCUUUCUGUCCAUGCUGUUCUUUGGGGUCGGCCUCUAUGGCAACCUCCAGUUCAACUUCUACGAUCCGCAGUGGGCAAAGGUAGACGCGGGUGGCUUCUUCAAUGUCUCCUACAUUGUGGAGUCCUUCUUGCUCCCAAUAUCCUUCUUUAUGCACAUUGCAUGCUACAUUCAGAGGCAGAACGGCAAGUGA
This is a messenger RNA of Symbiodinium natans, 651 nucleotides long. Lineage: Eukaryota; Dinophyceae; Suessiales; Symbiodiniaceae. The record is from the annotation of a GenBank genome assembly.